AUGGGUCCGCGAGGAGGCCUGCCGGUGCCCCCAGAGCUCUCUUCUGCUGGCACCCCAAAAGCAACAGGCCACGCCGCCCCUGACCCUCGCCAGCGUCCGCCACCUGCCAGACGAGGCUGCGACCGGGGGCCAGGGUUCAGCCGCAAGGAAGAGGAAGCCCAGCCCGGGGCCCCUCGGCGUCCUCCCCGGCCUGGUGGCAAGGGAAGGAACCCGGGGGCAGAGGCUUCCGCCCAGCGUGGCCGAGCCCCGCAAGGGCCUAGCUCGGGGGCCGCCCGUACUCCCGAGGACCCGACCCUGUCCCAUUUGCACUGGCAAAUCCUUCUCCGGGAUGGCCACUGCGAGGAAAAGCACUUCACAUUUUUCCACCUCAAUCUCCAAGACUUCUGCGCAGCCUCGUACUACGUGUUAGAGGGGCUGGACGUCGAGCCGGCGCUCUGUCUUCUGUUCAUUGAGAAGGGGAAGAGGUCGGUGGAGCUGAAACAGGUGGACUUCCACAGCCACCUGCUUUGGAUGAAGCGUUUCUUGUUUGGCCUCAUGAACGAAGACAUAAGGAGGCCACUGGAGGUCCUGUUGGGCUGCCCUGUUCCACUGGGGGUGAAGCAGAAGCUUCUGCACUGGGUGUCUCUGUUGGGUCAGCAGACCAACGCCACCACCCCAGCCGACACCCUGGAUGCCUUCCACUGCCUUUUCGAGACUCAGGACAAAGAGUUUGUUCGCUCAGCCUUAAAGAGCUUCCAGGAAGUGUGGCUUCCGAUCUGCCAGAACAUGGACUUGACGGCAUCAUCCUUCUGUCUCCAGCACUGUCCGAAUUUGUGGAAAUUUCGGGUGGAUGUCAAGGGGAUCUUUGCAAGGGAUGAGUUGGCUGAGGCAUGGCCUGUGGUUCCUCAGUUGAUGCGGGGUAAGACCCUUGUUGAUGAGCAGUGGGAGAAUUUCUGCUCCGUGCUUGGCACUCACCCUCACCUGCAGCAGCUGGAGCUGGGCAGCAGCAUCCUGACCGAACGGACCAUGAAGACCUUGUGUGCCAAGCUGAGGCCUCCCGCCUGCAAGAUACAGAGCCUGAGGUUGAGAAACGCACAGAUGACCCGUGGUUUGCAGCAGCUCUGGAGAACCCUCAUCACCAACCGUAACCUGAGAUCCCUCGACUUCGUUGGAAGCACCCACCUGAAGGAAGAGGAUGUCAGGAUGGCGUGUGAAGCCUUAAAACACCCCAAAUGUAUGUUGGAGUCUUUGAGGCUGGAUCGCUGUGGACUGACCCACACCUGUUACCUGAAGAUCUCGCAGAUCCUUACCACCUCCCCUGGCCUGAGCUCCCUGAGCCUGGCAGGAAAUGAGGUGACAGACAAGGGAGUGAAGGCUCUCAGUGAGGUCUUGAAGGUCUCCCAGUGCGCCCUGCAGAAGCUGACACUGCAGGACUGCGGCAUCACAGCCAUGGGCUGCCAGAGUCUGGCCUCAGCCCUCGUCACCAACCACAGCUUGACACACCUGUGCCUUUCCAACAACAACCUGGGGAAUGAAGGUGUGAGUCUGCUGUGUCGAUCCUUGAGGCUUCCCCACUGUGGUCUGCAGAGGCUGAUGCUGAAUCACUGCAACCUGGACACAGCUGGCUGUGGCUUUCUCGCACUUAUGUUUCUGGGCAAUGCAUGGCUGAUUCACGUGAGCCUCAGCAUGAACCCCUUGGAAGACAGCAAUGUGAAGCUUCUGUACAAGGUCAUGAGAGAACCAUCUUGUCAUCUCCAGGACCUGGAGCUGGUCAGCUGCCAUCUCACUGCCGCAUACUGUGAGUCUGUCCUAUGGAUCAUGAGUAGCAGAUACCUGAGGAGCCUGGAUCUCGCGGACAAUGCCGUGGGUGACGUCGGGGUCACUGCACUGUGUGAGGGGCUAAAGCAAAGGAGAAGUGUUCUAAGGAGAUUGGGGUUGAAGGCAUGUGGAUUGACUUCUGGUUGCUGUGAGGAACUCUCCUUGGCCCUUUCCUGCAACUGGCACCUGGCCAGCCUAAACCUGGUACAGAAUAACUUCAGUCCUACCAGAAUGAGGAAGCUGUGUUCAGCCUUUGCAUGUCCCACGUCUAAUCUACAAAUAAUUGGGCUAUGGAAAUGGCAGUACCCUGUGCAAAUCAGGAGGCUGCUGGAGGAAGUGCAACUGCUCAAGCCCCAGAUGGUAAUUGACGGUAGUUGGUAUUUUUUUGAUGAAGAUGACUGGUGGAAAAACUGAAGAUACAGAAACCUGCCCCACUCACACCCAUCUGAUGGAGGAACUUUAGAAGCUGUUGUCUCAGAGCAAGUCAUGCCUGGGAGUUCCUUCUCAUAGAUAGAGAAUGAUUUCUGAUUCUCACAAAGCCCUCAGUGCUAGUGAUUCUUCUGUGUUCAAUAUACCUUGGUUACUGGAUUUGAAGGCUGGUGACCUUCAAAUCAUAGGGCCUCAGUAUCUGCAAAAUAUCUGUCCUACCUCAGAGCACACAGAGGGAAUGAAAUAAACACAGAGCAUUUGGAAAA
Callithrix jacchus (white-tufted-ear marmoset) is the source of this 2492-nucleotide messenger RNA. The record is from RefSeq and is a predicted model, not a curated record. Lineage: Eukaryota; Metazoa; Chordata; Mammalia; Primates; Cebidae.